Messenger RNA from Nyctereutes procyonoides (raccoon dog), 1033 nucleotides. Its product is annotated as high affinity immunoglobulin epsilon receptor subunit beta-like. Gene Ontology annotation, biological process: cell surface receptor signaling pathway. Bases 119 to 835 code for a protein of 238 amino acids. Gene Ontology annotation, cellular component: plasma membrane. The transcript has 7 exons. The record is from RefSeq and is a predicted model, not a curated record. NCBI's taxonomy places the organism in Eukaryota, Metazoa, Chordata, Mammalia, Carnivora, Canidae.
UAACCAUCGUCCUCCCCAGCCGAGGGCAGGGGGCGAGUGUGGAAGAGAUGAAACACGAGGUUGCAAACCAGGAUAGCGUGCUACCUGAACCCCCAGCGGCCCACGAUAGACCCCAAGAAUGAGCAGUGUUGUUGGUAUGGAUGAGUUUGUGGAGGGCAUUUCAACAAAUGAAAUUCAAAGCACGCAGGUGGGACAAGCAGAUGCAUCUGAUUCUGUUCGGCAUCGACCCAGCAAGCUGCACGAUUUCCUUAAAAAGAAUCUGCAUUCCCUGGGUGUAGCUCAGAUCAUGAUUGGCCUGAAAUGCUUCUUGUUUGGAAUCAUUGAGAUUUUUUUUUACUGGCACUCUAAUCACAGAGGUCUCUUAUUCUGCUUUUAUAUUGGCUACCCAUUCUGGGGUGCAGCAUCUUUCAUUGUAUCUGGAUCUUUGACCAUCUCAUGUACGAAAAAACAAACAAAAUUUCUGAUUGGAGUCAGUAUGGGAGCUCACAUUAUCAGCACGCUACUUUCAAGCACUGGGCUAAUUCUUCUCUUCGUGAAUUUAAUUGAUGUAUUCUUAUUUGAAUGCUCAGAGUUACGUGAGUGUUCAUUGGUUAAAUCUUAUAUAACCAGUAUUGUGAUCCUUCAAAUGAUAGCGACUUGUGCGCAGAUCUUCAUUUCCUUCUCACUCUGUGGGCUCACUUACACCACGAAUGGCAGUGAGAUCAGCCUGGUUUCUGCACUGAGUUGCUUGAUCAGAACACAUUCUGAAGAUCCUUAUCAAGACUUAUUGACUCAACCUCAAACUUAUGAAGACUUAGUGCUGCAAGAUAUAGAUCCUGUUCACUCUGAUCCAUGAGACACCGUCAUAACAUUCUUUACCACAUGAAUGCAUCUUGGAUCCAUGAUAUCAAUCAAAGACAGAUUUUUUUUAUAGGAAUCUCCUACAAAUACCGUCCUCCCUAUGUUUUCAUUAUGCAAUUUCACACACACACACACACAAUUAGCAGAUAUGUGUGCUUUACUUUAUAGUUGACCAAUAAAUCCUAGUAUUAAC